Molecule: messenger RNA, 1230 nt
Organism: Priceomyces carsonii
Lineage: Eukaryota; Fungi; Ascomycota; Pichiomycetes; Serinales; Debaryomycetaceae
Exons: 1
Coding region: 1-1230 (409 amino acids)
Biological process (GO): termination of RNA polymerase II transcription
Cellular component (GO): mRNA cleavage factor complex; cytoplasm
Molecular function (GO): mRNA binding; RNA polymerase II complex binding
Source: RefSeq, a predicted model, not a curated record
AUGGACGAAGAAGAAUUUAAUCCAGAAUAUUAUCAGCACCUCCUUUCAUCAUUAAACAUAAAUUCACGAGCUUUAAUAACUGAGUUAACUACCAUCGCAGAGAGAAAUGGAGAUCAGGCGAAAGUGAUAUGUGAUUUGAUAGAAAAUCGAAUCAAGAAAUGUCUACCUCAAUACAAGCUAAAUGCUCUUUACUUGUUAGAUUCCAUUUGCAAAAAUGUUGGAAACCCAUAUAAUAUCAUCUUUGGUUCCAAUUUAUAUAAUAUAUUCACGGAAACUUACCUUGUGGUAACAGACACUCCGACUAGGCAAAAUUUGAUAAACUUAUUCAAAACAUGGACCAACGCAAAGACAAUCACAGGGUCAGAUUUGUUUCCAAUAGAAGUGGUACAGAAAAUAGAACAAUUUAUAAUAAGGGCCACUGGAAUCAGCCUGAAAAACCAUAGCAUCUCAAAUGUCAUAAGUCCAGAUAUUCUAUUACGUGAAGGAAAUUACUUAUUGCAGUAUAUUAUAAUGCUUAUGAAUAAUGAUGAAAAGUUGGAGAAUCUGCCAACUGUCACACUAGAUGAAGCUUCGAAGAUUUCGAUUAAGAAUAACAAUAUAGCGAAAAACCAAUACAUCAUUACUAUCAAUCAGAUUAGCGAAAGUAUAAUGCUAGAUCCUAAGUCGUUUGAGGCCAACGUUCAAGAUUUUCAUUUAGAAUUGCAAAGCAUUAGGAAAGAAUUGGACAACCAAAACUUUCAGCAACGUCUCUUGAUGGACAAAUACUUUAACCAGGAACCUACCCCGACCAAGAACUUGAAGAUUACGAUAGACUUAACUCCUAAUGAGCGAUAUUUCAAAGGUUUGGAUCAGGAUAUUCACCAAGAUAAACUGCUAAUACAAGAAAUAGAAUCUUGGGGGAAAACCAUUGUACAAGCCUCUGGAGUAGAAACAAUCGAAGGAUCAGAUAAUCAAAAAAUAAAUAAAGAGUCAGAGUAUGAAUCGCUGCCAGCGGAGCCAACCGAAGAGCCAUUGAGUGCCAGCUUGGGCAUGGAUUUUGGAUCCUUCAAUUUCAUGGACUCUGUUCUCGGUCUGCCAAAGAAUGAAACCACUGACGUGAGCAUGCCUGUUCUCAAGAGUGCAGAAGAUUCCUACGACCCCGAAGCAUUUGAAGAAGAACCAAAAUCAAGCCUCAAGAGACCAGCAGACGAUAAACCACGCUCAGUGAAAAAAGUUCGAUUCGACGUGUAA